This is a messenger RNA of Closterium sp. Yama58-4, 4554 nucleotides long. Lineage: Eukaryota; Viridiplantae; Streptophyta; Zygnematophyceae; Desmidiales; Closteriaceae. The record is from the annotation of a GenBank genome assembly.
AUGGAGCCGAUCUCCGCCGCCGAUAAGUCGGCGCCGACAUCGGCCGACUUUCCCCUUCGGGUGCAAAUGGGUCGCGGUCUCAGCUUCACCUUAGAGUGGAACGACUACGCCGUCCUUCGCGACCAAAAGAAAGAGUUCACCGAGAGAUGCUUUGGACUCGCCAUCAGGUUCGCUUGGUUUGACAUUGGGCGGGACGACCUGCGGUUGUGGGUGCUCGGGAUCGGCCCGCUUCGAUCGGCCAUGAAAGCCGCCGACCAUUCUUGCUUUGCUAAGGCUUUCGACGCCGACAUCGCCGCUAUCCCGCUGAAAUCGACCGGCGGCCCGCUUCCAGGGUCACACUGCAGCGUCAUAGCCAUCCUCUACCCAGGAGAUGUGCUGAAGGCUGAGGGACAGGUCUGCAGGACAUCGAUCCGGCACAUCGACCCGCACACCGGAAAGGGGAAGCACCGCGACGAGGCCGUCCGCGUCCUGAAGCUAUUCCGCACGGCUGCCCUGGCCGAGCUGGGGCGUCCCGGUAGGAAGUGGGACGGGGCGCCUCCAUCACAAGCAGUGGUGGAGGAAAGGCUUGCAGACUGCGACGACCCUAUCCGCGACAAAGUGCCGGGCACAGUGUCGGACGGGCAUGUCGGCACCGGCAUGCUUGCCGCGACGUCGUUCGGGUGGGUGGCCAAGCAGAUCGGCCUGCUGACGGGCGACAAGGCUCGGAGCGCUGUGAGCAUCGAGAACAUCAAGGUCGCGGGUUUGAGGUCGCUCCGUGAUAGCAUGGUCGAUUACAUCUGCCAUCGUGUCGCCGAAAACCGGAUAGCGGCGCCGACUUCAGGCGCCGACGGACCCGCCGAGGGUGCGAUUGAUGACGACGGCGCGGAAAGUCAGACGGCGCCCCAAGCAGCAGCUGCCGCCCAGCUCCAGGAGGACUUGCCGGUGUCCGCGGAAGGAGGAACCGGUGGAGGACUAGGCGACGAUGCGGCAGGCGCAGGGAGGAAGGAAGAGGAGUUGACGGACUCUGGCUCAGAGUCGGAGUCGGAGGGGGAGGAGGAGGACGAAGGGGAGAAGGAGAAUGAGGACGAGGAGGAUGACGAGGGCAAGGACGAGAACGACGAGGUGGUGGAGGUGGUGGCUGGGAAGGACGAGGCGGCGCACGAGGAAGGGGUGGAGGAGGAGGUGGAGUACGAGCUGGAGUACGCAGACGGCACGAGAAGAACGAGGAAGCGGAGGAUGGCGAUGCGGGUAAUGCUACGGGGUCGGCAGGUGAGGGGAAGGAAAAGGAUGAGGUCGGCGUGGAGGCAACGACGGAAACGGGCCAGGAGGAGGCGGCAUGCGAAGGUGCGAAGGUGUCGGUCGACGCCGGCGAAGGGCCCUGCAACGGACGACGUCGAGGAGCUGCGACGGGAGAACUUGCUGUUGAGGGCGGAGAACGCUCGGCUGCAGGGUUUGCUCGAUGCGGAACGGGCUCGGCUGGACGCGUUUUUUGUUGGGCUACGUGGACUCGUCGACCACCUGAAGGAGUUGGCCGAGCAGGUCGACGACACCGAGAAGUAUGCGGCGGAACAGCUGCGAAACGCGGCGGAGGCCAUGUCGCAGACCAUCACGGGCAACAUCACCGGCAGCUUCGACGAGGCGUGGAAGACGAUGAAGACCUUCGCGGAACAGGCGUCGGCGUGGCUGGAGGACUUCGACAACCCGGAGGGAAAUGUGGCGUAUCAACGCGCCUUAGCGGUCACCACCUUGGCCGACCACGUCGACAAGGUGGUGGGCGAUGCGCAGGAGGAUUUGCGGGAGCACAUCACGAGCCAGUUGUCCGCCGCAGCUGUCAACAUCGCCACAGCUGUGACCGGCAGGCUCCCCGUGCAGCCGCCGCCACCGCCUCAGCCCACGCCGCCCGCCCUCCCGGAAGAGCUCUUGAAGUCGUUCAAGGCCGACAUCAUGAAGACGGUGACGGAGGCCACCGAGCAGUCGUUCGUUGCGUCCGGGAUGAAGAUGUUGACCGAGAUGAUCGGCACGGUGGCGCCUGGUCGACGUGGUUCGUCGCCUUCGGCCAAUGACGCCGACGCCGCGCAACAGAGGGCGGCCGACAAGCAAGGCCUGAAGAGGUCGGGCGACGGUGACGACAAGGAGAGCUCGAAGCGGAGCAAGGGAUCGGACGGGAGCCGCGUCACGAAGCCUCCUGCGCGGAGCGUGGUCGACAUGCUGAAGGCGAAGGGGUGGAAGGUGAGGGGAGGGUCGACCAGCAAGGGAAGCGGAAGCGGGGGGGCGGACGGGAGACCUGCCGACGGGAUCGCGGCUAACGUCGAUGCACCGCCUGGCCCGCCUUUGGACGCCGAGCAGACCCAUCCUCAGGCGAGCGGUGGGAAGGACGCGGCCCCCACUGCCCAGGCGGCGAAAGUCGGAGGCGCCGGAACCACCCAGGGGCCGUCUGACGCGGUGCCGGCCAAGGGCAAGGCGAUGUCUGCGUCUGCUACGGUCGCCGGAACCGGCACGGCGAAGGCUGCCUCUGCUUCAGUCCCCGGAACCGGCAAGUCGAAGGCUGCUUCUGCUACGGUCGCCGGAAGCACCAAGUCGAAGGCUGCUUCUGGUACGGUCGCCGGAACCACCAAGUCGACACCAUGUAACCCGCCUGCGGCAACCACCGGGCCCGCCGGCCAGACAGGUGCGGGGAAGCAUGGGGAGGCCCGUGCGGCCCCUCCAGCUCCAGCAGCCCCUACUGCCGCCAAGGUCGACGCGAAGGCUGCUUCGGCACAGGGGCCACCCGGGAGUAACGCGCUUAGGGUGUUGCUCCACCGCAUGGAGUCCCACCGCCCGGGCGCGCAGCAGCAUCAUGUGGUCGACGCCGGCCUCGCAGAAAUAGCACGUCGCUCCGUCACUCCGCACGUUGCCGGCAAACCGUCCGAUGCCCAAUCUGCCGCGCGGCCGGUCGCCGCCCCACCGCCUGCGGACCCCAAGUCCGCGUUUCUUCGCGCCCAUAUAGGCGCACGCAAAGCGGCAGCUCCACCAGUCACUCAGCCGGAACCCGGCACAAGCGCGACGCCGACGGCUGUAAAUGCGACCGCAUCCUCCCCAGGAGCAGCUGUGGUCGAUCUGGCGGCGGAGAGGGGAGUCAGUGCAGCGCUAGCCACCGGCGGCCGCGCCGACAGGCAUGCCGCCCUCGAAUCCGUCCUGGCCCAGUUUGAGGCAGCAAAACGGCCCGAGCAUGCCCCGGCACUGGCCAUCGUGGACACGGCGCAUGCGGAGCCGUCGGCGACCAACACAGGGGGUUCGGCGGAGCCGACGGCCGCAACGGGUGUUGUCGCCGAGGGAAAUGCGGGACGGAAGGGUAAGGACGACACCGGGAAAGGGAAGGCGGUGUCGGCGGGGAAGGAGAUGGCGGAAGACAAAGGGAAGAAGCCGGCACGGAAGACGGGCGGCAAGGGUAAGUCGGCAAAGAAGAAGGAGGAGGAGGAGAAGGAGGAGGAGGAGGAGGAGGAGGAGGAGGUGGGGGAGGGGAAGAGCAUGGACGCCGGGAAUCGGUACAUCGGCAAGUCCCGCGACAAGAUGGAGCUGGCCUACGAGCACGCGAUUGCGUACUCCGUCUACGACGGCUACGUGAGCAAGGUGCUCAUGAAGGAGCUCACCGCCUUGAAGCCGGGAGAGUUGGAUGAAUGGAAGGCGGUGUGGGAGGAGGUCAAAAUCCUGCCGACCGGGAUGUGGACGGUGAUGUGGGCCAGAGGCUUGUGCCAUCCGAGUAAGUCGGUUACCGACAUGCCGUGUUUUGACGACCAAGUCGGUGUCAUUAAUUCUAUGUGUACGUGUUCGCUCGGCAGGUUCGACGACAUACUCGGCAGGUUCCGUGGGUACGCAGGUUCGGGUGAUGCGCUUCAUGGCGUGCUCUGGCCGGCGAUGUGGUUCCCCAUCAUCGAGGACACGGAGGAAGGCAGGGCGGAGACAAAUGCAAACAUGUCGGCGAUGGUGAAUCGCGUGUCGAUGUGCGCGGCGUAUGGAAAGGUCGCGGCGAGAGUCGCGUAUGGGAAGGUCGACGGGAGCGCGGAGGCGACCGCGGGAGAGACGACGGAUAUGGAAGGCGCGGACAGGAAGGCGGACGAGAAGGUGCAGAUGGGGGCCCAGGCGUUAGCGGCCUCUGCAUGCGCCCUCUGGUGCUACAUGUCGACGCCGGCGUCGGUGCUCGGUGCUGUGGGCGAAGGUAAGGCGGCCGCGAUUCUGGCAGGUGCGGGGAAGGAGAGGGGCGAGCACUUCGCGAUGGUCAUGCACGUGGUUAUCGAACACGCACGCACUCGGCAGGCUCCCGCGGGGGAGGUUGCACAUAACGUCGCGCCAGAGCUGCAGCGCUAUGGAGUGGCCAGGGCCUUCGAGGCGGGCAUUGAGGAAGACGAGGCCGACAUGAUCGCAAGAGCGACGGUCGAGACCUUGGCGUUCUGGGGAAUGUGCCCCCUCGACGGGCCCAAGCUCAAAGCGGAGGGCAUCGAUGUGCCGUGUGACGCGAAGAUGGAGUACGACUUGGAUCACAGGGGGAGGAAGGGGGAGAAGGUCAAGCAGGCCAAGGGCAGCAAGAGGAAGAGGUAG